UGUGUGUGUGUGGAUCAGGGUGGGGUGUUGCGCAUGCACUGUGGCUUUGGCCGUGUAAAUCUCCAUCAGUGUCUGUCUGGAGCGUCCUGCCGCUGCGCCGGAACAAGAGAGAAGAGCCCGUUACCUGAAACCUUUCAUCGUCCACCUUCAGAAUCUCUGCAGGAUUGUCUGGAAACCUUCCUCCAUCGCGUCCGGUUUGUUUUGUGCCGACGGCGGCGGGUGUCAUUGAGCUGCGGGGCGUCGCUUCUCCAAACGCGCAUCGGGAACCAUUACGCGUGCGGAUCUCCAGCCAUCAGCGCAGAGAUGUCCGGAUACCAGGGCAAGAAGAACAUCCCUCGCAUCACUAGUGACCGACUUCUAAUCAAAGGAGCGAAGAUAGUGAACGAUGAUCAGUCUUUCCAUGCCGACAUCUAUAUGGAGGAUGGAGUCAUCAAGCAAAUCGGUGAAAACCUCAUAGUUCCUGGUGGUGUGAAGACCAUCGAUGCCCACGGCAGGAUGCUGAUACCCGGCGGCAUCGACGUUCACACUCGCUUCCAGAUGCCCGACCGGGGAAUGACAGCUGCUGAUGAUUUCUACCAGGGCACACGAGCUGCUCUUGCUGGCGGCACCACUAUGAUCAUCGAUCAUGUGGUCCCAGAGCCGGGCGUCAGUCUGAUCGCUGCUUUUAACCAGUGGAGAGAGUGGGCCGACCACAAGUCCUGCUGCGAUUACUCUCUGCAUGUGGACAUCACAGAGUGGCACAAGGGCAUGCAGGAGGAGCUGGAGGCGCUGGUCAAAGAUCACGGUGUCAACUCUUUCCUGGUCUACUUGGCCUACAAGGACAUUUUCCAGCUAAAUGACUCCCAGAUGUAUGAGGUGUUCAGUGUGAUCAGGGACUUGGGAGCCAUUGCCCAGGUGCACGCAGAGAACGGAGACAUCAUUGCUGAGGAGCAGAAGAGGAUUCUGGGACUGGGUAUCAUUGGUCCAGAAGGACACGUUCUGAGCCGCCCAGAGGAGGUGGAGGCCGAGGCCGUCAACCGGGCUGUGACCGUCGCCAAUCAGACCAACUGCCCACUCUACAUCACCAAAGUGAUGAGCAAGAGCGCUGCAGAUGUCAUCGCACAGGCCAGGAAAAAAGGUACCGUGGUGUACGGGGAGCCCAUCUCAGCCAGCCUGGGGACCGACGGCACUCACUACUGGAGCAAGAACUGGGCCAAAGCUGCAGCCUACAUCACAUCUCCACCCCUCAGCCCCGACCCCACCACCCCGGACUAUCUCAACUCCCUGCUGGCCUGUGGUGAUCUGCAGGUGACUGGCAGUGCUCACUGCACCUUCAACACUUCCCAGAGGGCCGUGGGCAAGGAUAACUUCACCCUCAUCCCGGAGGGAACUAACGGUACUGAGGAGAGAAUGUCCAUCAUCUGGGACAAGUGUGUGGUGACGGGUAAGAUGGAUGAAAACCAGUUUGUGUCCGUGACGAGCACCAACGCCGCAAAGAUCUUUAACAUGUUCCCACGGAAGGGCCGUAUCGCCGUGGGCUCUGAUGCCGACCUGGUGCUCUGGGACCCCGACGUCACCAAAAUCAUCUCCGCUAAGAGCCACCACCUGGCAGUGGAGUACAACAUCUUUGAGGGGAUUGAGGUGCGUGGAGCUCCUCUGGUGGUGAUCAGCCAGGGUAAGAUCGUCCUGGAGGACGGGAACCUCCACACCACUGAGGGUUCUGGACGCUACAUCACCCGUAAACCCUUCCCAGACUACGUCUACAAGAGGAUAAAGGCCCGCAGCAGGCUUGCUGAGCUGCGUGGAGUCCCACGAGGUCUGUAUGAUGGCCCGGUGUGUGAGGUCACUGUGACACCUAAGGUCAUGACCCCUGUCACCUCCAGUAAGACUUCUCCGGUUAAACACACUCCUCAACCGGUUCGCAACCUGCAUCAGUCUGGAUUCAGCCUGUCUGGGGCUCAAAUUGACGAUAACAUCCCUCGUCGUACAACUCAGCGCAUUGUGGCGCCCCCAGGUGGCAGGGCCAACAUUACCAGCCUGGGAUAAAAUCAUUUACUCAUAACAGAGAAAAAGGAUGGGGUGGGAUGGGGGUUAAAGAAACUUGGGCUUUUCCUCUGGGAUCAGUCCAGCCGUCUGGACUGUGUCCCAACAAGCACACCUUUACUUCCUCCUACACUACUGUCCAUCCAUUCACCCCUAACACCCAUCCUUUUAACUCUAGUGUCCUGUUUUUGAGUGUCUUUCUUAGAUGAAUAAGUUUCAGGAUUACUUGGCAUAAAACUGGGAUACUAACUGGAAAGUUUGACCUAACAGCAUACCAGCAUUCUACUAAUUCUUCAGUAUGAAUAAUGUGCAUAGUGUGAGUUUUCUGUAUGCAAGGACCUACUGUACUGUUCAGUAUGAAACAGAGCAUAUUGCACUGUGUACUGUAUCCCAUAAUGCAAUGCAUCGUUCCAUUUCUCAUGCGAUGAAUGAACUGGAAAUAAUAUAAACUUUUUCUUUAUUUGUUAUUUGGCCAGAAUGUCUAAAUUAGAUAUGUUUUACAUGCAGUUAGAUUACAAUGCGAAAUAACUAUUUAUUUCUGCCUUGAUAAAUGUGAUGUAAACAUGCAACGCAUGCUUGUUUUUGGCCAAGUGUUCCUGAAACUUAUCCAGCUAACCAAGUAAUCUACGUUCAAAGAACAGGAACUACCCAGCUAACAAAAAUAUAUACUAAGAACGUUUUGCUAAAGUUAUUUUUCUCUGAACAUUCAAAACAAAUAGUUAAAAAAGAAAAAAGGUUUAAUUUUGGUUAUGUGAACGUAAGAGAAAACAAGGAAUGUUCCAUUGUAUCAUUUUGCAAACAUUAUGGGAAUGUUACUUUAAAUGUCCUCUGAACAUUCUUAAACUAGUAAUGCUUAAAAAAUGUUAGACAAAUGUGGAACUAAAAUGUUUCAGAGAAACAUUCCAUGAAGGAUGUAUAAAUAAAAUAUUUUUGAGUUAACAAUUAAGAACGUUAUUAGAGACCAGAUAACUCAACUGGAAGAAUUCAUAACUCAAAGUUCAUAACUUUGAGAAAACCAUGCCAGAACGAUCUGAUAACGUUUUGUUAGCUAGGUACUAUCCGUCAUUUGCCUCCAUACUUAAAUGUUUUUAUUUGUUUGCAUUCUGGAAAUGAACAGCACAAAACUCCCGCCUGUAUUGUUAAGUAUUAAACGUGCUGUCGCCA
Onychostoma macrolepis is the source of this 3186-nucleotide messenger RNA. It is a transcript of the gene dpysl2a, whose product is annotated as dihydropyrimidinase like 2a. The transcript is spliced from 14 exons. Gene Ontology annotation, cellular component: cytoplasm; cytosol. Bases 34 to 2025 code for a protein of 663 amino acids. The record is from RefSeq and is a predicted model, not a curated record. NCBI's taxonomy places the organism in Eukaryota, Metazoa, Chordata, Actinopteri, Cypriniformes, Cyprinidae. Gene Ontology annotation, molecular function: hydrolase activity, acting on carbon-nitrogen (but not peptide) bonds, in cyclic amides.